AUGAGUUCGAAUAAUACUAAUUAUGAAGCGUAUAUGAAUCGACUCGAUUUUCACGAACAAGUGCGAAAGUUUACGUUAUCUUUGUACGAAAAUUCUGCAGUUCCUAGAAAUGAAGUUCAAUCAACUAUCGAAAAGGUUGGUGAUUUCAUUUCACAAGCACAUACUGUCUUUUUACAAAAAGAAAUGGAUAGAGUUAUGAAAAGUGUACUUGAUGAUGAAACGCGAAGUCGAAUUCAUGCAAUUUUUGAAAAUGGUAAAGAUCCACUGAAAGACUUUUCAACAGAACAUUUACGAUUACAAAAUUAUAAAAAAGAAAACUUAUUUUUUGAGCCGGAACAGUUCGUAAUUGAGCUACCAGGAAUUUAUAAUAGUAUGAAGGAGUACAUGCAGUCAUUAGAAAAUGAAAAUGAUUUGAUUUGUAACAUUACUCAAGGGACACUAUGGAAAUCUAAAUAUCGUAAAGACGGUUUCAACGCUUUUCCUUUCUUUUUAUCUUUUGACGAUAUGCAACCGGGAAACACAUUAGGCAGUCACGCAAGUCAACAAAAGCUUGAUAUGGUGUAUGGAUCACUUCCAUGUCUUCCACCUCAUUUAGUUUCAAAGUUAACUAAUAUUUUUUUAACAACUAUAUUUCAUUCAAACCAUCGAACAACGUUUGGUAAUAGUGCUGUAUUUUCAGAAAUAAGAAAAGAAUUAAACGAACUAGCAACAAAAGGAUUAACCAUAUUUGUCGAUGGUAGGGCAGAAACCGUGUAUUUCAAUUGUUUAUUAUUAAUAGGUAAUAAUUUAGGAUUAAAUAGUUGUUGCGGUUUCACAGAGUCAUUCAAUGCUUAUUAUUAUUGUCGCAUCUGUAACGCGAAUUCAGAUGAUUGUAAAAUAUUGACCGUUGAAGACGAAUCUCUUAUUAGGACUAAGAAGUCUUAUAAUAAUGAUUUACUAAAUCAAAGUAGAGGCGUGAAAGAGAAGUGUAUUUUCAAUGAUUUGCCAAAAUUUCAUAUUACGCAAAAUCAUAGUCUAGAUUUGAUGCAUGACUUGUUUGAAGGCAUUGGUCGAGAUGAAAUUGAAUAUAUUUUGACUAUUUAUAUAUUAAAAAAAAAAUUAUUUACUUUAACUGAGCUUAAUACAAAAAUAAAUCAAUUUGACUACGGAAAUGAAAAGUCGAACAAACCAAUGCCUCUAAUGACUGAGAUUUGUAAGCCGUGCGAUAGAGAAAAAUUAGGAACUCGUACAAAAGUUAAGGCAAAACAAUCGGCUGUCGAAAUGGCUUGUCUCAUACGUUACUUGGGGCCUAUCUUAGGUGAAUUGAUUCCUACUUCAGCAGAUACAAUUGAUUAUUGGAAACUUUAUAUUACAUUAAGACAAAUUGUUGGAAUCGUCGCUGCUCCAAGAUAUGCAAUGUCCGAUAUUGUACAUAUUAAAUCUUUAAUUCAUAAGCAUCAUACUUUGUACAAAAAAUUAUUUGGAAAUCUUAAACCCAAGCAUCACAUUAUAACACACAUUCCGAGAAUAAUGCUUGAAAAUGGACCUUUAGUUCAUUUUUGGGCUAUGAUGUUUGAACGCAAGCAUCGCGAUUUUAAGAAUGUUGCCAAAAAUGUCACUUGCUCGAAAGAUCUGCCUUAUACCAUGGGUUUUAGAAAUCAAAUAUUAUUAAGCUGUAAAAAGGAGUUUACUGAACCGAUAGAUAUUGAAUACAAAUUAGGUUCUUUAACAGACGAUACUCGUAUAUAUUGUCAAAUGACGAAAUAUUUUGAAAAUAUUAUAUCAAUUAAAUCUUAUACGUUUGUUGAGAUGCUAGGGAAUCAAUUUAAAAGUGGCACUGUUUGUGUUUAUGGCAUUAAUGAAGAUGAAGAACCUACAUUUGCUAAGGUCAAACAUGUUUUAAAAAUAAAUGGCGACGUAUAUCUCUUUGCGUGUUCAUUACAGUACAUCGAUUUCGACUACAAAUAUUAUGCUUAUGAAGUUGCAAACAACGAGACGCCCGAUACAUUAAUUAAUAUGAAUGAAUUAUGUUACACACCUCCAGGUAUAUUUUUUGUGAAUAAAAAGUUCAAAUGUUAUAUUGCUACAAAGUUUGAUAUAUAA
This is a messenger RNA of Phymastichus coffea, 2082 nucleotides long. RefSeq lists its product as uncharacterized. The record is from RefSeq and is a predicted model, not a curated record. Lineage: Eukaryota; Metazoa; Arthropoda; Insecta; Hymenoptera; Eulophidae. The transcript has 2 exons. Bases 1 to 2082 code for a protein of 693 amino acids.